Molecule: messenger RNA, 902 nt
Organism: Actinia tenebrosa (Australian red waratah sea anemone)
Lineage: Eukaryota; Metazoa; Cnidaria; Anthozoa; Actiniaria; Actiniidae
Source: RefSeq, a predicted model, not a curated record
UCUUUCAAGAUAUUUUUUGAGCAUUCCAAUUUAUAUGCUUACUUUGGAUUGUGCCCCCUCCACCUGUGGUCCGGGAGAGGGUUUAAAUAUCAUGAAUUGUACUAGAGAUCAUGUGAUUUUUUAUGAUUUUAAUAAUCAACAAAAUAAAUUUUCGAUUUUUCUUUUGUCUAUUAAAGGACUUGUGCAUUGACAAUGGCACAACUGUGUGACUCAAGAACGACUUUGUCAAUUUUKCAAGGUGUAUGUUGUUCAUCUUUGUGGUACAGGGUACCAAAAGAUGCCCCAGCAAGCAUUGACUUAGGGACAUACAUGUUCCACCAGGCAGAUAAUUACAAAGGAACGAAUACUAGAAAAGUCGCAACUUUGUACCCUGCAUGGCAAAGCUGCRGUACUUUCAUAAUAAACAAAGAACUGCAAUUCAGUCCAGCUACAAAGACAAGCCUUCCAGAGAACGAACGUUAUGUCCUUCAUCGAAGUGCAGGCCGUUCUAAAGGAAGAGGUUGUGAUGAAAUUGUUUCCAACAUAGUAAUGCCAUUAGGUGCACAUGGUCUAAAAGAGCUGCUCCAAUGUAUGAAGGACCUGCUGACAAGUAACUUCCCUGCAGCAUGUCUUGCCUUGGGGGGGCACGGUCAUGAGCCUUGGAUACCAAAGAAUCGUCCAAGUAGUAGGCUCAUGUCCUGUAGUCUUACUUACAGGGGACACAGAAACAUCUAAAAUCACUGUUUUAAGGGCAUGCAUGUCCAUAACAGGAAAUGCAGACAUUAAAGGUAAUUUUUUUAUYCUUUAGAAUCAAUACAUGGACUAUUACAAAGACCCAACAGAUGUGGGGGUAGGGGUAUGGAUAAUUUCUGGAAUUACACACUAUCAGGGAUUGGCUGUAGGAUGCCAGCCAGUCAGCAGCA